UGGACACAGGAAGGUGUCGAAACAACGUAGGUUUAGAAAGAGUUAAGACAAGACAAAACAAAUAAUGAAUGAUCGCUCGGUGUUAUUCAUAAACACCCUGUAUCAGCGAACGUUAUCAUUUUGCUCAUGAGAAGAAAAACAAACAGCAUCAAGUGUUUUACGACAUACAUAGUUCUGUUCUCUAAAGUGACUCUAUAACGGAAUACAAUUCUGUUCGACUACGGAAAUGACCCAGAUCAAUCUAAUUGGUGUCGACGUGGGAACCGGUAGUGCUCGUGCAGCUUUAGUUAGCCUUAAAGGAGAGGUGUUGAAGACGUGUGUCAGACCAAUAAAAACCUGGAAUCCGUUGCCCAAUCACUACGAACAAUCUUCCGAAGACAUAUGGAGCGCCGUUUGUGGAUGCAUUCGCGAUGUGGCCUCGAACUGUUCAAAAGAUGAAAUAAAAGGAGUCGGAUUUGAUGCAACAUGCUCACUAGUGGCAUUGGAUAAGCAAGGAUGUCCACUGACUAUCAGUACCACUGGUGAGAGUGAACAGAAUGUCAUUUUGUGGAUGGAUCAUCGAGCCCAAGUUGAAGCAGAUUCCAUAAAUUCUACUAAACAUGAGCUCUUGAACUACGUUGGUGGAUCUGUUUCGUUGGAAAUGGAGUGCCCAAAAUUGUUGUGGUUGAAAAACAGCAUGUUUGAAAAGACGUGGAUCAAAGCGGGUGCAUUUUUCGAUCUUCCAGAUUUUCUUACCUACAAAGCUACGGGAAAUGCAUCCCGUUCAAUCUGUUCGGCAGUGUGCAAAUGGAACUAUGAUGCUGUUAAAGCAUCAUGGUCCGCUGAUUUUCUGAACGAAAUUGGUCUAUCUGAUUUGACACAGAAUAACUUCGAGCUCAUAGGUCGAAAGGUUAACAAUCCAGGUGAUCCAAUUGCUGGUGGAAUAUCAAGCGAUGCAGCUGACGCAAUGGGACUCAAUCCAGGGACCGCUGUUGCAACAUCGAUGAUUGAUGCUCAUGCCGGAGCGUUGGCUUUAUUGGGUUGUCGCAGCAAAGACAAAGAAAUCGCCAUAAGCCUUACAUCAAAGCUAGCCAUAAUUUGUGGAACUUCAUCCUGCCAUAUGAGUCUUACCGAGGCUCCAAUUUUGGCCCCUGGCAUUUGGGGGCCAUAUAAAAAUGCCAUCAUUCCCAAUCUCUACCUCAACGAAGCAGGCCAAAGUGCUACUGGGGUACUGCUGGACUACAUUCUACAAACCCACCCCUGCUACACUGAACUGCGGGAGGAACAUGGGUCUAAUAAUAACAUUUACACUUUCCUAAACGAAUUCCUGUGUGACCUGUGUGAACGGAAAAAAAUGCGAUCGGUACAUAUGUUAACUAGUUCUCUGCAUAUCUGGCCCGAUUUCCACGGCAAUCGUUCACCACUAGCGGAUCCGAAGCUGAAAGGAAUGCUCUCAGGUCUAACUAUGACGAAGAAUGUGGAAAGCUUAGCGUUGCUGUACUUAGCCCUGAUCCAAGCUCUUGCAGUUUCAGGUAAGUAUAGACGAAUUUCAUGCCGACUCGACUGCCCAUUGGCAGCAAUAUCUUAGAUUACAGUGAAACUUUGUGGAUGUAAAAACAUUGGGCAUUUAAUUCUGCAUACUUGAACUAUUGAAAACAGAAUUAGACCACUUUUUGAAAAGGGACAAUGUAUUUUUCUUAAUGUUUACCAAAAAUUUAUAACUCAAAUACUAUAAUACCUACACAAUUUUGGUCACAGAUUUAAAUGUAGAAGUCUGUUUUAAAUUUUCAUAAAAAACAACUUUUUUUUAAAUAACACUGAACAAAAAUUAGAAAUUCAAAUUAAUUUUUCUUAAGGCAGUAUUCUUGUCUAGAAAUUUGAAAAAAAAAAAGUUCACUCAUAUUUCUGUAGUUAAGGCAUUCAGGAAUAUACCCUAGAAAGGACUUAUUGUAAAUCCUAUUAUUUACCGAGUUAGAGCCAUUUUAGUGAUGCGGUAUCUAACCUGGUACGGCCAUAACAAUGAACUUCAAACGAGUUUUUCUCGAAACUAGUUUUUUCAAACUGGCGUACACGAUAUCUCAAAUUCUACUGAACGGAUUUAUGUCGAAUUUAUAUGGAUACAAUCUGCAGGCAUCUCGCUAUCGCAUGAGCCCCUAAAAUAUGAUGUUUUUUAAAUUUUACUAUUUUUAAAGAAUCGGGAAACGUAAGAAAAAAAGUUUCAAACCGCAAACCGCAAAUUGUCAAAAAAUAUGUUUUCGAUUUGUCCGAUGUUCAUGCGAUAGCGGCAUCUUUACUGAUUCAGAAUCUGUUCGAUUUUUUUUGUUUCAGAUAACUAGAAGGGCUGGAAUCGUGUACGCCAUGACAAAACUUUUUUUUGAACCCCCUCACUUCAUCAGCUCGUAACUAUUCUAGUUAUAAAUAUUUUUUCUCCGUUCAAUUUUUGUUCUAUUGUUAAAAGAUAGAUGAACAAAUAAUUAUAAAAUGGAUACUAAAAAUUUUUUUUGUUUUAUUUUUACGAAGCUCGAAAAAACGUCCAGAAUUCGUGUCUCUGUACUAGAAUACCCCAUUGAAAACGAUUUUAUAAAUUUCGCAAUAAAAUUAUAUGAAUAGCUCUUACAAUUUCCAACAAGUACAUAAGAGCACCUUUACAGUGAAAAGUUAGCGGAACAUGUUAAUCGUGAUAAUUUACACAUAAAAGUGUUACG
Toxorhynchites rutilus septentrionalis is the source of this 2684-nucleotide messenger RNA. Its product is annotated as FGGY carbohydrate kinase domain-containing protein. The transcript is spliced from 4 exons. The record is from RefSeq and is a predicted model, not a curated record. The coding region runs from base 227 to 1567 and encodes 446 amino acids. NCBI's taxonomy places the organism in Eukaryota, Metazoa, Arthropoda, Insecta, Diptera, Culicidae. Gene Ontology annotation, biological process: carbohydrate metabolic process. Gene Ontology annotation, molecular function: kinase activity; phosphotransferase activity, alcohol group as acceptor.